CCAGAGGGGUGAGAUUUGAGGAAUAGGAGGGGCUUCUAAACGACUAGAAAUGUCAAUCUGAGCAAGGGAGUCCCAAUAAUCUAAAGCAAUCUGUAAGGACCUGACCUUGCUCCAUCCAGAUCAAUAGGGAAGUGCUGCUGGAGAGAAGACCAAGAGGAAGAACGCAGGGGCGCAAACCGGAUCGUUUACGCGGAGGAAAUCCACACUUUCCCGUGCGCGCACCUUUUGUUGCUCACAUGCUCUCACUGUAAAAGUGGAUAUCGAGGCAAUUCCAUUGCUUUGUGUGACCGCAGCAGACUUUCCCCCUCCAGCUUCUCACCAACAUGUCUUUCCCGCAGCUGGGAUAUCAGUACAUCCGACAGAUUUACCCUCCGCCAGGGGAGCGCCAGGGGAUCCCCAGCAACGGCCGAGCCGGGACGGAGCUCAGCCCGUCCAACGCACUCUCCAGCGUCCUCUCCACCAUGUACGGAUCUCCUUUCGCCGCGGCGGCGCAGGGCUACGGCGCGUUCCUGCCCUACUCCAACGACAUCUCCAUCUUCAACCAGUUGGGAGCUCAGUAUGAUCUAAAGGACGGUCCCCCUGUCCAGCACCCGGGCUUCGCCCCCCCUCACCCUGCUUUUUACCCGUUUGGCCAGUAUCAGUUCGGUGACCCGUCCAGACCCAAAAACGCCACCAGGGAGAGCACCGCCACCCUGAAGGCCUGGCUCAGCGAGCACCGUAAGAACCCCUACCCCACCAAGGGGGAGAAGAUCAUGCUGGCCAUCAUCACCAAGAUGACCCUCACCCAGGUGUCCACCUGGUUCGCCAACGCCAGGAGGAGGCUAAAGAAGGAGAACAAGAUGACCUGGACCCCGCGGAACCGCACCGAUGAAGAGGGGAAUGUUUACACCAGCGACCAUGAGGGGGAGGAGGAGGACAAGAGGGAGGACGAGGAGGAGAUCGACCUGGAGAACAUCGACACGGAAAAUAUCGAGAGCAAAGAUGACGACGACCAGGACGACCUUCCUGACCUCAAGCUGGACGGAAGGAGCGACUCUGAGAUUUCUGACGACUAUGAGGAUUUAGAAGGUCCGGACCAGGGUUUCCUGAAGGCGGUGGGGAAGGAGGGCAAACACGCGCAGCCCUUCCACAGCCUCCACCACCAUCACCACCACCACCCUGCUUUGGACUCAAAGUGUCCCCAACCGAACCCAGUGUCCGUUAGCUCCCCGCCCUCAGAGAACAGCCCUGCCCCGGCCCAGAAACCAAAGAUCUGGUCUUUGGCAGAGACAGCCACGGCCCCCGACAAUCCGCGCAAAUCCCCGCAAAUGAACGGCGGCGGUGCGGCGGGAGCGGCCGCGCAGACCAUCCUCACCCCCCACAGACUCAUCUCGCCUUGCUCCGUUGGGAAACUCCAGAACUGGUCGAACCGAGCCUUUUCGGCGCACCAGCUGGCUUUACUCAACUCCAGUCAUUAUCUGGGCCUGGCGAACCAGGCCGGCGCCACCAACCUGGCCCUCUACAGCAGCAGCAGGACGCCGGAGGACAAGGGUCCUGGUUCAGACACUCCAGUCACAGGUACAUGUCCCCGACACUGAGACAGACUCAGAGACAGAGACACUCCCACUUCCUGUCACUCACCUCUCAUUUUAGACCCUUUUGCCUUUUUCACCUCAUGGAGUUUUUUAUUCUCUCAAGGCCACAGAGGAGCAGUGUUACAGCUUAGAGAAACAAGUGCGUGCGUGCGUGCGUGCGACUGCUUUAAAAAUAUCCAAGAGCAUUUUAUUAAAAAGAAACAGAUGAUUUAAGGAGGAAUAUAAUUUGCUUUUAUUCGUGCUUGUUUUUGAUGUUUUGUAUAAAAGUUCGUUAGAUUUAUUUUUAAAUUCACCAGAUCCCGCAACGAGCUGGUUUGAGUGAAAUUAGCGCGUUUCUGGUCUCCGCCGCAGUCUCAGACAGAUCUAGUGCCUUGGGACGCAAAGAAAACAGUUUCAGAUCAAACAGGCUGUCAGGUGAAAGACAUCCGGGAGUCUGGGCUGAUGUUGGUGCCAUCUCUCUCUCUCUCUCUCUCUCUCUCUCUCUUCUCUCUCUCUCUCUCUCUCUCUCUCUCAUCUCUCUCUCAUUUUCACCCAAAUUAGCUUUGAUGCUAAAAUAUACUGUUAAAAUAAUUAUUAUUUUAUCUUUCAGUGUUUGUGUUCUGUCGCCAAGGCCUGUGUGUGUGUGUGUGUGUGUGUGUGUGUGUGUGUGUGUGUGUGUGUGUGUGUGUGUGUGUGUGUGUGUGUGUGUGUGUGUGUGUGUGUGUGUGUUUCACUCACUUGUUUGAUCAUGCAAAUUCACUCCAGGCUUGUUUUAGAUUGUCACUUGGUGUUCCAGCUCUCCACCAGGCUUUUAUUCUUCUUAUCUCUCGUUUGACAUUUUUUUUAUUCCUGUGUGUGUGUGUGUGUGUGUGUGUGUGUGUGUGUGUGUGCGCGCGCGUGCGUGCGUGCGUGCGUGCUUGUGUUACAUUUAAGGCCCAAGGUAAACAGAGUCUGGUCUUUAGCCCACCCAUCCUCUCGCAUUUAUUAUUAUUAUUAUUAUUAUUAUUAUUAUUUGAAUUGGAAAACGGAAUGUAAAUUAAUAAAACACAUCUCUGUACAGCCUACCUACAUUGUAAGCAUGUCCCGUGUAAAACUGCUAAUGUAAUAAUGUAUGAACCUGUUGUCUGUGAGUUUUUAUUUGCUUUAAUUUCUUUAUUUCCUUUUCUUUUCCUGUGAGGAUUUGAUGUUAAAAUGUUUUGUAUAUAAAGGUAAGAAUAUGUACAUACUUGUGAACGAAAUUGUACAAGAAAGUCUAUAUUUUUGGCAAAUAAAUGAACUGCUGCAACUUAAAAA
Nothobranchius furzeri (turquoise killifish) is the source of this 2846-nucleotide messenger RNA. It is a transcript of the gene irx3a, whose product is annotated as iroquois homeobox 3a. The record is from RefSeq and is a predicted model, not a curated record. Gene Ontology annotation, molecular function: RNA polymerase II cis-regulatory region sequence-specific DNA binding; DNA-binding transcription factor activity, RNA polymerase II-specific. Gene Ontology annotation, biological process: cell development; regulation of transcription by RNA polymerase II; neuron differentiation. Lineage: Eukaryota; Metazoa; Chordata; Actinopteri; Cyprinodontiformes; Nothobranchiidae. Gene Ontology annotation, cellular component: nucleus.